ACCUUAGUUUCUUACUCUUCCAACUUCAUCACUUGAACACACACACACACACACACACACACACUUCUUGUUUGCCAAAACUUAUUUGGCUUCUUUCCUUUCCGCAAUGGCCAUGAAAGCCAUGCUUUUUGUUUUGGCCUACAUGCUUGUACUCACUACAAAGGCAAUGGCCCACGCCCCAGCUUAUGCACCGGCUAAGACCCCGCCGGUCUUAACCCCAAAGAAGGCUCCAGCAUAUGCACCCAUGCCUCUUGUGUAUCCUCCUGUCAAAUCCGAAUCUCCCGAGCCACCGGUCUUAACCCCAAAGAAGGCUCCAGCAUAUGCACCCAUGCCUCAUGUCUAUCCUCCUGUCAAAUCCGAAUCUCCCGAGCCACCAAAGUUUCACGGUUGCUCAGAUGGGUGUUGGCACUACUGUGAUAAACAUCAUACCAUGGGAGAACAUAAGAAGAGGUACUGCCAGAGAAUAUGUGCUGCCUGCUGCAAAAAAUGCAAAUGUUUCCCUUCAGAUGGAAAGACUUGCACUGGCUGGGAUGAAAUCGUUUACCAUGGAACUCCAAUUAAGUGUCCUUAGAAAAUAUUCCCACCUACCCAAUUAAAUCAUCAAUCAUCCCUAAUCUCUAAUGUUAAAUGUUAAUUAAUAUUAAUUCUGUGUUGCAAUUUAUCAUCAUGAUGAUGUUUUUCAUGUUUUGUUGAUUCAGUUGGUUUCUGUUAGUUUAAUCAUCAUUUAAUAAACCCUAUGAUGGGAAGACAAUAAACAUGGUUCUUCUGAACCUCCUCAUAUAUGUAACUUAUUAGUUGAAAUAUUGGUUGUUUUAUUAACUUCUUUAUUUAUUUACAUUA
Molecule: messenger RNA, 840 nt
Organism: Camellia sinensis
Lineage: Eukaryota; Viridiplantae; Streptophyta; Magnoliopsida; Ericales; Theaceae
Source: RefSeq, a predicted model, not a curated record